This is a messenger RNA of Camarhynchus parvulus, 6336 nucleotides long. It is a transcript of the gene SMURF2, whose product is annotated as SMAD specific E3 ubiquitin protein ligase 2. Gene Ontology annotation, biological process: ubiquitin-dependent protein catabolic process; negative regulation of BMP signaling pathway. The record is from RefSeq and is a predicted model, not a curated record. Lineage: Eukaryota; Metazoa; Chordata; Aves; Passeriformes; Thraupidae. Bases 307 to 2568 code for a protein of 753 amino acids. Gene Ontology annotation, molecular function: protein binding; ubiquitin protein ligase activity. The transcript is spliced from 19 exons.
GGGACGGAGGGAGAGCAGAGGAGCCGAGCUCGCCGCCAGCCCCGUCCGUCCGUGCGGCUCCGUCCCGGCUUUGUUGUGCUCGGGCCCGGGGGCGGGGAAGCGGAGGGAAGCGGAGGGAAGCGGGGAAGGCUCCGCUCCUCCUCCGCGGCCCCGGCCCCGCUCAUGGCGACGCUGGGCACAUCCGGGCCUCUCCUCCUUCUCCUCCUCCUUCGGCGGCCGCCGCUGCCCUGAGCGCCCGGCCCGGCUCCAUUCGCGCCUCCCCCGAGCCCUUGGCGGAGCAGCGGCGGGGGAGCCCCGGCCGGGGCCAUGUCCAACCCGGGGGCCCGGCGGAACGGGCCCGUCAAGCUGCGGCUGACAGUACUGUGUGCAAAAAACUUGGUGAAAAAGGACUUUUUCCGACUUCCUGAUCCCUUUGCUAAGGUUGUGGUGGAUGGAUCUGGCCAAUGCCAUUCUACAGAUACUGUGAAGAAUACACUUGAUCCCAAAUGGAAUCAGCAUUAUGACCUAUACAUUGGGAAGUCGGAUUCAAUAACAAUCAGCGUGUGGAAUCACAAGAAAAUUCAUAAAAAGCAGGGAGCUGGUUUUCUGGGUUGUGUCAGGCUUCUCUCAAACGCCAUCAACCGCCUUAAAGACACUGGUUAUCAGAGGUUGGAUCUCUGCAAGCUUGGGCCAAAUGACAACGAUACUGUUAGAGGACAGAUAGUAGUCAGUCUUCAGUCCAGAGACCGAAUAGGCACAGGAGGACAAGUUGUGGAUUGCAGUCGCUUAUUCGAUAACGAUUUACCAGAUGGGUGGGAGGAGCGCAGGACUGCUUCUGGAAGGAUCCAGUAUUUAAACCACAUCACACGGACAACUCAGUGGGAGCGACCCACACGGCCAGCGUCGGAGUACUCGAGCCCGGGCAGGCCCCUGAGCUGCCUGGUGGAUGAGAACACUCCCAUCGGCGGCACCAACGGCGCGUCCUGCGGGCAGGCGGCGGAUCCGCGGCUGGCCGAGAGGAGGGUGCGCUCGCAGAGGCACAGGAACUACAUGAGCAGGACACACCUGCACACCCCUCCCGACCUGCCUGAGGGAUAUGAGCAAAGGACAACUCAGCAAGGUCAGGUCUAUUUUCUGCAUACUCAAACUGGUGUCAGCACGUGGCACGAUCCAAGAGUACCUAGGGAUCUUAGCAACAUCAAUUGUGAAGAGCUUGGUCCACUGCCUCCUGGAUGGGAGAUCCGAAAUACAGCAACGGGCAGGGUUUAUUUUGUUGACCAUAACAACAGAACGACGCAGUUCACGGACCCGCGGCUCUCUGCAAACCUGCACUUGGUCCUAAACCGGCAGAACCAGCUGAAGGACCAGCAGCAGCAGCAGCAGCAGCAGGUGGUGUCCCUGUGCCAGCUCCCGGACGAGGCCGAGUGCCUGACGGUGCCGCGCUACAAGCGGGACCUGGUGCAGAAACUGAAGAUCCUGCGGCAGGAGCUGUCCCAGCAGCAGCCCCAGGCUGGCCACUGUCGGAUUGAGGUCUCCAGGGAGGAGAUUUUUGAGGAAUCCUACAGGCAAGUCAUGAAGAUGAGGCCAAAAGACCUGUGGAAACGAUUGAUGAUAAAAUUCCGUGGGGAGGAGGGCCUUGAUUAUGGAGGUGUGGCCAGGGAGUGGCUGUACCUGCUGUCCCAUGAAAUGUUGAAUCCAUACUAUGGGCUCUUCCAGUAUUCCCGAGAUGAUAUUUACACGCUGCAGAUCAACCCCGACUCCGCCGUCAACCCGGAACACUUGUCCUAUUUCCACUUUGUGGGCAGGAUCAUGGGGAUGGCUGUGUUCCAUGGGCACUACAUUGACGGCGGCUUCACGUUGCCUUUCUACAAGCAGCUGCUUGGGAAGCCAAUUACUUUGGAUGACAUGGAAUUGGUGGACCCUGAUCUCCAUAACAGCUUAGUUUGGAUACUUGAGAACGACAUCACCGGGGUCCUGGACCACACGUUCUGUGUGGAGCACAACGCCUACGGGGAGAUCAUCCAGCACGAGCUGAAACCCAACGGCAAAAGCAUCCCCGUGACAGAGGAGAACAAAAAGGAAUAUGUCAGACUUUAUGUGAACUGGCGGUUUUUACGAGGAAUUGAAGCUCAGUUUCUGGCGCUCCAGAAGGGAUUUAAUGAAGUAAUCCCACAACAUCUGCUGAAGACAUUCGAUGAGAAGGAGCUGGAGCUCAUCAUUUGUGGACUGGGAAAAAUCGAUGUUAACGACUGGAAGGCAAAUACCAGGUUAAAACACUGUACCCCCGACAGCAACAUCGUGAAGUGGUUCUGGAAGGCUGUGGAGCUCUUCGACGAGGAGAGGAGGGCGCGGCUGCUGCAGUUCGUGACCGGCUCCUCGCGGGUGCCUCUGCAGGGCUUCAAGGCACUGCAAGGUGCUGCAGGCCCACGACUCUUCACAAUACACCAGAUUGAUGCCAGCACUAAUAAUUUGCCUAAAGCUCAUACCUGCUUCAACAGGAUCGACAUUCCUGCCUACGAGAGCUACGAGAAGCUCUACGAGAAGCUGCUCACGGCCAUCGAGGAGACCUGUGGCUUUGCUGUGGAAUGACCCUCCCAGCCUCUCCCAGACUCUAUUUAUACUCCUGUCAGCCAGAAAGCCCUUCCUUCCCUCAGCCAAGACUCAAGAAAUGCUUGAAAUACAGGAAACUUUCCCUUUUCUACACUAGGACAUUGGGAGGGAAAGGACAACUUUUGGAUUUUUUUUUUUAAUUUUUAAAUUUUUUUAUUUCAAGAAAAUAGGUUCUGUGGUUCCUGCCAUAGGAUCAUUCAGCUGCUAUUAAAAACUAAUAUCUUGAACAUACAGAAUGCUGACUUUUCCUACAUUUCAACAGUUAAGCAGUAUUCUAUACUUAAAGACUACUACUAUUUUUGUAAGAGGUAAUCUAUUAUAUUUGCCUACCUGAUUUCUAUUCUCAGAUACCAAGACACAACUUCAGCAGUCGGUACAAGUCACGUUUCAGCCUGUUUUAAAUGUAUGAUACUGAACAGCAUCUAUACCUGCUAUUUUUGGAAAAAAAUAUUUUGGAUUAUUCUAACUUUGCAUAAAAUUGGCUGAAAGAAUCAUUAAUCUUUUUAAUGAAAGCCACUUACAUGUUAACUGCAUUUUCUUAUAGUAAACCAUUAUAUUCUGCAAUGUAAAUUCCAGGUAAAUGUUGCCACAGGGGCUUUUUUAUAUUUUUCAAGCAGGAAUUCCGAAUAUGACGUUUUGGGGUCCUAUUUAUAUCACUUGUCAGAUUCCUCCAGCAGAAUUUCUAGUGAGUGACACAGACUAUUUGGUACAGUCCUUGUGUUUACAUGUCGAAUAACCUUUUCUUAAUGAACAGUAGAUGUUUUGAUUUUUUUUUUUUAAACAGCAUUUUUCUAACAAGUCUGUCAAGAGUACUUUUUGUUGCUUUUGACCUUAAAUUGAAACACUGCAUUUUUCAGCUGUUGAAGCACUGAUGGGCUUUGCCAGCAGAAGCCUGUCAGCAGUUUGUUCCAGAAUCCAUCCUGUCCAGUCAACCAAAGUUUGUUUGAAUGCAGCCAAAUCAUAUUCUGUAUUUGUUGAUGCUAAAGAUUUAUCAGGUAAAACAUGUAAUCUCUGUCCAGCUGCUCAUGACACGUGGGUUUAAGUUACAGCUAAGGAAAAAUGGUGUAUUGACUGAAAUAUGUGUAAUGUGCUUUGGAAAUGAGGUUGUUAGAGCACAUAAUUUAUUGAUUGUAGGGAUGGAAGUAAGUAUAUAUAUGAUUUAUAGCAUGGGUUGAUCUCUUCAAAGGGGAAUAAAAUGCACUACCAGUAGAGGGAACUGAACUUUGAUGUUAGUUUGGAAAUUCUCAGUUGAGAUCUGUCUGAUCUGCUCUUGGUGUGUGGAUAAAUCAGGCUGCUUCAGAGACAGUGCCCUUCUCCUCUCAGCCACGAGAAUAUUUGGAAUAAGUAGCAGUUUUUUUCCAAUCAGUGUUUUGUUUUUGUAACUUAGGUUACAAUUAAUCAUCAAAUCUGCACUAUUUUUUCACUGCCAAUGAGAAGAAAGUCAAAGGUAUUGAAAAUGCUAAAGGGAUGGGAUGUAACCAGCUGUUCCAUGUUUGCAGGGUCAGUCACAGUGAACCAGCUCUUUACUGUCUGUUCUGUGGAGCUUAAACUAAAUUUUGCUUUGCCAAGUCUGACUGCCACAGUGAGUAAACUACUACUGGAUGCUGUGUGUUAGAAUAGUGGGCAAGGGACUGCUUUUAUAGAAUUGUGGUGAGAAUCUGGUGAGCCAAAGCCACAUGUUGGUUUGAUUAUUUCUGUUGUACAGCUGUUGCUGGCAGGUUUGUUCCAAGGGACUUGCUUCCCUUUCUGGGCUGGCUGCAGGAUGAGGCUACUUAGGGAUGGAAACAGAAAGCCAAGAGACUUGCUGGGACAGCCAGGCUGGAAACACAGCAGAUCCUUUUCAUUUCUCCUUUCCUUUCCUUUUUCCUCUCCUUUUUCCUUUCCUUUCCCCUUUCCUCUUUCCUUUCUCUUUCUUUUUUCUCCUUUUCCUUUUCCCUUUCCCUUCCUUUUCUAUCUUUUCUUACUUUCCUUUUUUUCUUUUCUCUCUUUUUUCUUUUCUCUUUUUCUUUUUCUUUUCCUUUUCUUUUCAUGUUCUCUUUUCAGUGGACUCUUGCACUCCUGUUGAAGGGCUGCUAUUUCUGCAUCUCUGCUGGGCUGCCCAGGUCACUCUGGCAGCAGUGACUCUGCCCCUGUGCCUGUGCAGCUCUGGGGAGCCCAGCAGGUUCCUGCCCUGAGUUUGUCACUCCAAAUGCUGCCCUGGUGGGGCCACUCCAGCCCUGCCCAGAGCUCUGCUCAGCCCCUGCCAGCUCUGAGGGCUCAGUAACAGCUGCAGGGCUUUUACAGUCAGGUCCUUGGGCUGUUCACAGGACACACCCCAGUGUCAUGGAACUCACAGAAGUGAUUUUUUAAGGGUUUGGUUUUUUUUUUUUUUUUUUUUAUCCCCCGUGUUUGCCCAGCCUGUGGCCACAGCCUCCCUGGGCAUGGAACAUGGCAAAUAUAAAAUCUGCCUGGUGGAUUUAUUGAAUGCACAGUUAUGGUCACCUUGCUGUCACAAAAGCACCUUUGGGGAGGGAGGAGAUGAGCUCUGCAGAACAGAGACCCGAGAUCAGCUGAUAAUUACAUUCAUUUUCACAGCAGCCUUAGCAGUACAUCUGUUUUUCUACUAAACAUUUUGGUAUGGCAUUGAGAAUUUUUUUAAACUGCUACAGAUAUUGUAAAUUUAAUAUAUUAUAGGCAAAACUAGACAAAUCUGCAUUGAACUUUCCAUAGCUGACAGAUGAGGAUGAAUAUACCAAGUAUUUUGAGUGCCUUUCUACCUUCAUAAAGACUGAGAGCUUUAACUAAAGCACCUCAUCACCCAGUCAGAUGUUUAUCUGAAAGUGGUAAAGGGUUGAUUCCUUUCCAAAAUUUUGUUUCAAGAACAUGUCAGCUACUUUCCCCUCAAAAAGGUGCUAAGCCUAAUAUUGCAUUUUAACCUUGGACUUUCACCCCAUGAUUAAUGUGAAUAUUUAUUUCAAUGUGUCCCUCUUACUGGGUUUUACUUUAUCCAGUCUUUAGUUGUUUUAGAGAGAUGUCACAUCAUGGUUUUAUGCUGUUGCUUUUCAUUAUGAAUGUUUAAUUAUGAACAGUGACUUUUGUAGAUUUCAAAUAUACAGUUCACAGUUGAGUUUCAGAGGAUUUAAUUUCUCGGUGUAAAGAGUUUUGUAAUGGUGCUUUGUACAGUAUGUAUUCUAAUUUUUUUUUUUUUUUUGCACAUAGGUUCAGUUUCCCUAAACUGAUUUAUUUGUACCAAAUUUUUGUGUUGUACUAAAGUCCAGAGCACACAAGCUGUUUUGAAAUUCCUGUUCCACAACACUACAUGUGUACUGAACUCCUGGUGUGUUUAAAAGGCUGCAUUGAUGGAAGUUCAAGCUCUGCUCCUCUGUCACAGCACCAUCCUCCAGCUCGAUGUAGCAUCUUUUUAAACAGCACCACCCAGUUAACAGGUGCCAUUUGUUGUACUUUACACUAUGUAGUAGGUUCCUAGCUCUGCACAUCCUCAGUUCUUUGUCUGUAGUUGUAAUUAGUUUAUACAAGUGUAAUUACUCCUCCACGAACUGACAGUUCUUAGUUUAUCAUUUCCAUUGUAUUUAUUACAGAGUGUUUUAGCAUUGGUAUCAUUGUAUUUUCACCCAGCUGUUACAUGAGCUUUAACAAAAAAAAAAAAUGUAUAAAAUGGUUUUUAAGUACUUAAUGUAUGUACCCAUGCAGAAGUUGAGCAAUAAAUUGUAUGCUGUUUGCACUGCCACAGCAUCAACGGUUUUAAAA